UCGUACUUCAACCACUUAAGUGACAAGAAUUACUUUUUUUCCAUUAACUGAAAAUUUACUAUAAACAACAAAAAACAACUACAUAAAAAUUUCUUUCACGAAAAUUCAAAAUGUUUUUUCUUUUGCUAUCAACAUUCUUAAUAUUGUUUAUAACAUUUUUAUAUAUAGUUGAUUAUAGAUCACGUAAACAUGUUGAAAAAUUUAAAAAUAUACCGGAACCACCAAGUAUUCGAAUCGUAGGUAAUAUAUAUCAUUUUCUUCAUGAUGAUGUCGCAAGUUUACAACAAAUAGUAUUAAACUUUUUUGAUGAAUAUGGUGAUACCUAUAAAAUAUGGUGCGCUUGGCAAUAUAGUGUACUGACAUGUAGUCCAAAAGUUACUGAAGAAAUUUUAUCAUCAAAUAAUAGAUAUAUGGAGAAAAAUUUUCUAUACGAUUUAUUAAAACCGUGGUUAAAUGAAGGACUUCUAUUAUCCGUUGAUCAUAAAUGGCAUAGUAGACGAAAAAUUCUAACACCGGCAUUUCAUUUUAAAAUAUUAGAAAGUUUUGUACCGGUAUUUGAAAGACAAGGUGAUAUUUUAAUUGAAAGAAUAAAAAAAUUAAAUUUAAAUGAGGACGAUAUAUUUGAUAUUCAUGAAUUAAUUGCAAUGAUAACAUUAAAUGCUAUCGCUGAAACAUCAAUGGGUAUUAAAGUAGACGACGAUAAUGUUUACACUGAAGCAGUAAAAGCAAUGUCUAAUACAAUAGCAAAUAGAUUCAUAAAACAGCAUAGAAGAAUUGAUUUUCUAUGUUUUUUUACGAGAAAUGAUUUAUUGAAGGAUUACUAUAAAUGGUUAAAGAUCUUACAUAAAUAUACAGAAAAAACUAUUGUAGAACGUAGAGCAUUGCUUGAAAAUUCUGUAAUAGAAAAUGGAUUCUCGAUUGAAAGCUCAGAUGACAACGAGAACUUGGGUCAAAAGAAACGAAUGGUAUUUUUAGAUGUCCUCUUACAAUCAACCAUUGAUGGGAAACUUCUUACAAAUGCAGAUAUUAGAGAAGAAGUUGAUACUUUCAUGUUUGAAGGGCAUGAUACAACAUCUGCUGGAUUAUGUUUUACUUUACAUGCAAUUUCAAGACAUCAAGAUAUACAGGAUAAAAUUUUUAAUGAAAUUAUUGAAGUUAUUGGAAAAGAUAAAAAGAAAUCAAUUGGUUAUCGAGAAUUACAAGAUUUAAAAUAUUUAGAACUUGUUAUUAAAGAAUCAUUAAGAAUGUAUCCCCCAGUUUCAGUUAUUGGAAGAAAAAUUACAACAGAUUCUGUAAUAGAUGGAAAAUUUUUCCCUAAGGGCACUGAAUUAAUUUUAUAUUUAGAGAAAUUAAUGAGAAAUCCAGAAAUUUUUCCAGAUCCAGAUAAAUUUAUACCGGAGAGGCAUUGUUCAAAUAAUUACACUGAAAUAAAUCCUUAUGCCUAUGUUCCAUUUAGUGCUGGUCCUAGAAAUUGUAUUGGACAAAAAUAUGCAAUGUUAGAAAUGAAAAUGAUUAUAGUAAAAGUUUUACAAAAUUUCGAACUUUUACCAAAUGGACCUGAUGUUAUACCUGUUAAUAUUAUUAUAUUAAAGUCAACUUCAGGUUUUCAUAUGGGUUUCCGGGAAAGAAAUUAUAAAUAAUUUUUGUUGAUUAAUUGAAAUAAUGUUGGAAAUUAAUUGUAAGUUAGAUUAGAAUUUUUUGUAGGAUUAAUAAAAUAAGUCGCUAUUUGUAAGCGCAAAUGAUAAAUUUAUAAAAUUUUUUAGUAAAUAAAUUUGAAAUAGCUU
Molecule: messenger RNA, 1784 nt
Organism: Condylostylus longicornis
Lineage: Eukaryota; Metazoa; Arthropoda; Insecta; Diptera; Dolichopodidae
Product: cytochrome P450 4d8-like
Exons: 5
Coding region: 111-1640 (509 amino acids)
Molecular function (GO): oxidoreductase activity, acting on paired donors, with incorporation or reduction of molecular oxygen; monooxygenase activity; heme binding
Source: RefSeq, a predicted model, not a curated record